GGCUCCUGUUAGCCAAAUCACAAGCUAGCUCCCAUCAGUUAGCCCUGCCUGGUUUCCCUUGAGGAAGUGAGGCUAGCAUAAGUGUGAGCUGUACCAGCCUUAUAUUUCAACCAUUGAGGGAAUAAAUGCACAAUAUUACACAAUAUACUGUUAAUAAUUAUCAACCUUGAAUAAAAAAUGAUGAGAGGAUAGUUCCAGCUGUCACUUAAAUAAAGUGGAAUGCUAAUAUAUGAAUGAUCAGGUGUGAAUUGAGGCUAACAUGCUGAGUUGCUGCAGCUGAGUUCUACCUGCUGAUUCAGGUGACGGAUCAGGUGCCACCUUUGUUUGGAGAAGGACAUGGCUGCAACUUGCAAAGCAGACAACCUGUUGGGGAUUUCGUGGGUGGACAGCGGCUGGGUUCCCAUUCUUAACCCUGGAAAUGUCCUCGACUACUUCUCUGAGAGGAGCAACCCGUUCUACGACCGAACCUGUAACAACGAGGUGGUGAAGAUGCAGCGGCUGAGCCUGGAGCAUCUGAAUCAGAUGGUGGGAGUGGAGUACAUCCUUCUUCACGCUCAGGAGCCAAUUCUUUAUAUAAUCCGUAAACAACAGAGGCAGUCGCCAACACAAGAAAUUCCCUUAGCGGAUUACUACAUCAUAGCAGGAGUGGUGUACCAGGCCCCAGACCUGGGAACGGUGAUCAGCUCCAGAGCGUUGUCUGCUGUUCACGGCAUCCAGUCCGCCUUUGACGAGGCGAUGUCAUACUGCCGCUAUCAUCCGUCCAAAGGAUACUGGUGGCACUUCAAGGACCAGGAGGAGAGAGAAAAAACCAAACCAAAGUCUAAAAAGAAAGAAGAACCGAGCUCACUGUUUCAGAGGCACCGUGUGGACACACUCCUUCUGGACCUCAGGUCCAAGUUCCCACCAACAUUUUACCAGCCCAAGCCCGGAGAGAAGCCGAUUCCAGUCGAGGUGAAGAAAGAGCCUGAACCUCCGACAGAAACUGUGAAACAAGAGGAGAGAGAGCCGGCCACUAAGACCUCCGCCCCGGCUCCACCGAGCAAACCGCCUCCUGAGAAGAGAGCGAGGCUGCAGUGAGACUUCUCCCACUGAUACUGAACAUAUGAAGUCCUCCAGCUCAGGAAUCACUCCUGUUUGAAAACUCUCUGACCACACAGACUCUACAUCAUGUUAUCAUCACUCCUCUAACACACUGAGGGUUAACUGCUGGAUGUCUGCAGGCGUUCAGCUGGUUUGCUAAGGAUGGAGGUUUCUGAUGAUUCGCUGACCUCAGCAUCAGUGUCAGUUUCCUGUCCACAUCAGUGUAAUGUUCCUGUUGUUGUGACUUCAACGGACAAGUUAAUCUUUCUGCUUCACAGAGGAGACAAGUCGCGAUGCAUCACCUCAUCUGGAACACACAAACCUCCCUGACUAAAGCACCUCGUAUUAUUUACCUCUUUCACUUUAGGAAUUCUCUCAUUUUUGUGUUUUUGUAUUAAAAAAAUAAACUAGUCUCUCUUUCCUGA
Molecule: messenger RNA, 1505 nt
Organism: Notolabrus celidotus (New Zealand spotty)
Lineage: Eukaryota; Metazoa; Chordata; Actinopteri; Labriformes; Labridae
Gene: med6
Product: mediator complex subunit 6
Exons: 9
Coding region: 337-1077 (246 amino acids)
Biological process (GO): regulation of transcription by RNA polymerase II
Cellular component (GO): mediator complex; core mediator complex
Molecular function (GO): transcription coactivator activity
Source: RefSeq, a predicted model, not a curated record